AGGAUAAUUGGACAAGUGCGUUGAUGGUGAGAUUUUAAUUGGUGUGACAUAUGAGAACAUUAGAUGCAAUGGAGUCACGCGAUGGGUUACGGAACGUGAUUUUGAGCGACGGCUGCGUGGGAAGACACUCUGACAGUGAAUAUUCGGGAGACUCGCCAACGCAUCGCAAUUCUUCUUUGAUGACCAGGAAUUCUGAGAGCUGCAGCAGCACGACGGACGUGUGCGAGGACGGGGACGAUGCUGGGGCGGCGGUGCAGCAGCGGCCCUCGUGGGGGCGGCAGGUGGAGUUCAUCCUGAGCUCCCUCAGCUACGCCGUCGGCCUCGGUAACAUAUGGCGCUUCCCGUAUCUCUGCUACAGGAACGGAGGAGGUGCCUUCCUCAUACCGUACUGCCUCAUGCUGCUCACGUGCGGGCUGCCGCUCAUGUUCUUCGAGCUCUCCUUGGGACAGUUCGGCAGGGAAGGUCCCAUUACCGUCUGGAAAAUCUGCCCUUUAUUUAAAGGCAUCGGCUAUGCGAUGUUCAUGAUAAGUUUCUACAUCGGCUGCUACUAUAACGUCAUCAUCGCGUGGGCUAUCUACUAUAUUUAUUCAUCGUUUACCAGUGUCUUACCGUGGACCAAUUGUGGCAAUGAUUGGAACACAAAAUUAUGCAAGAAUGUCGACAGCCAAGAAUGUAAUUUGAACGGCGGGCUGAUGAUGCUCAACGGGACAUGUUUCUACAUGAACUCGACGAGCCCCGAGCAGUGGAAGCUUGUCGAGCAGUCCGUCCUCGCCCACAAGAGCCCGGCAGACGAGUUCUUCCACGAGCACGUGCUGGACAUCUCUGAAGGCUUCCACGACAUCGGGGGCUUCCAGCUGCAGAUCGUGUGUGCCCUCGCCGUGGCAUGGGCUGUCGUCUACCUCGUCCUUAUUAAAGGAGUUAACUCCUUCGGCAAGGCCGUGUACUUCACAGCGACGUUCCCGUACGUGAUCCUGACGGUUCUGCUCAUCAAAGCUGCCACCUUACCUGGCUACUCGGACGGCAUCUACUUCUACCUCACGCCGCAGUGGGACAAACUUGCUACCAUCUCUUCGCUGUCACUGGCUGAAGUUUCCCCACGCUCUGGGGAAAUGAACUCUCGUGUUGCUGAGGAAGAGUCCCGAGGUUGGCUGGUAUUGAUCGAGGUCCCGGGGACGAGAGACGAGGAAGCUACACGCCCUGGACUAGCGUUUGUUGCCUACCCCGAGGCGGUGGCCCGCCUUCCAGUGUCACCAGCCUGGUCCAUCUUAUUCUUCGCCAUGUUGCUCACGCUGGGCUUGGGCACACAAUUUACUAUCCUUACGACCAUCAUCACGACCAUUACUGACGACUUCCCUUCACUGCGCGGGAAAAAUUACAAAUGGGGGCUGCUGGCCGCGUGUCUAGUCAUGUUCAGCGUAGGACUCUCUAUGACUACCAAGGCCGGUAUGUACGUCCUCAACAUGAUGGACUCCUACAGCUCUACCUUCUCUGCUCUCAUGGUCGGCGUCAUCGAGGUGUUGGUGGUGACGUGGAUCUAUGGCGUGGAUAAUUUCAUGGAUGAUAUUAAGCUGAUGCUCGGCAAGCAUCCUUACCCGCGGUGGUUCUGGCGCAACAUAUGGAAAUUCGGGAUGCCGCUCAUGGUCUUCACCAUCCUGGCGGGCACGUUCUUGUUCUACGAGGCGCCCUCCUACGGCGACUACCACUUCCCGCGGUGGGCGAACAUCGUGGGGUGGGCGCUGUCCUUCUCCUCCGUCGCCCUCAUCCCUGUCGUCGCCCUCUACCAAGUGUGCAGAGAGACCGGCUCCCUCACAGAGAGGAUAGCGAAAUUGUGUCGGCCGCUGUCGACAUGGAGCCCUCCUCCCGAGGCCUGCAUCAGACCUAACGAGAGCUUCGGCGCCAAGCCGCUCCUCAAAGUAACCUCCUUCGUUUCCACAGGCCUCGAACACAAGAUAUAAGUGAGUCAUGUAUAGUUCGUCUCAGAUCUCUCGCAGGAGUCCAUUUAUAGAACUACAUUUAUUUCAAGAACUGCGCUUCUAGAUCUACAUACUUGAAUUGAGAAUUUUUUUCGCCAUCGCUGUUUACUUAUUUAUGUGCGUGCUGAUCAGCCUUUCGUCUUAUUAGAAUCACUUUGCUUUCUAUUGGUUAUAUUUAUUUACAUGUAUUGUUAUGUUGAAGGUAAAAUAAUGAAAUUUUGAAGUCUAGGAAAAGCAUCUAGCCUAGUUUCUCUGUAACUCAAAAAUUUUGUGGAAAUCGUGCUUCAGAAGAUCAAUGAAGAUUGACUUCAUUUGUGCUAAAUAUAGUGUCAUUUAAAAAGACGGGGAUAAAUUUAAGAAUCAGCAAAUACUGACUUUUCUGUGAUAAACAAGUGUGGAGUGUCUUAAUUAAUUAAGAAUAAUUUGUGUUACAGUAGCUCAGAAUUCCUCAAUGGAACUUUUUACCAUAAACAGGGAUUUAAAAAAUUGCAAUGUCUCGGGGCAUCAAACAACGAUUUGACGAUUUCUCCAAGAAAAUAUGUAGGGAAUCGAAGAAAUAGAAUAUUUCUAUAUAAUAGGUGACUUGUAGAGAGGAACCUUAUGUUAUUGUAAGAGUUAACGUUGCAAAAGCUCUGUUAGUUUGAUCUUAGUUAUGCCCCAACCUCAAGUUUCAUUGUGUAGCGGUGAAUCUGAGGAAGCGAUCUCACUGAGAAAUUCCUUCUAACUCCUUACCUUGUUAUUUAAAAAUAACAGUCGUUCAUUAUCUGUGACAUGCUGUUGAAUUUUGUAGAUUAUAGCGCUCGAUACUGUGUUAUUUGCUUGCUAGAAUGAAUAUUAUUGCGGUAGAGCUGCCUGACUUCCUGUGCGAUUACUUUGUGUGCUUGUCACCAACUCGUUGUCUUGAGUUCGUUUAUGACGAUACUAUACAAACGAGUAGGUUACUAUUAGGGUUAUUCAUCUAUUUUUCUGUGCUGAUGUUGGUGCCUGAAUGUUUUAGCUCCUUCAUUUUAGUGUUGAUUCACGUAGUGAUACGAUUUUUGUAGGACACAGCUUAUUGUGGCUAGCUGAAAUAUUUUGAGAAAUAGUUAACAACAGUUACCUAGGUAUCUAACUGGUGUUGCUUUGCACAUAAACUGAACUCUUUCACUCACUUGUUGAAGUAACUGCUGCCAACAGCUUUAUUUCACUCGUUAAUGUUGGCAACUGGAUUCUUGGAUUUUCAGUCUUCCAGUUGUUAUAAUUUUGUUGAAUAUUAAUGAUUUCAUCAAAGAUGAAUGAGGUGAAGAAGGUUCUGAAUGUAUUCCCUGUUAAUAAUUACAUUGUUGGUUUAUAUGUAGAGGAUUUUAGCCAAGAUCACUGCCAGUACAUUGCUAGUGUCGUUCGUUAUUUCAAUUUGCGACGACGAAUACAGGAGAAAUAACGAUUUAUUAUUAUGUUUCGUGAGCUGCAUUGGUGUUAUUUUUUGUCUAACUAAAUCAGGCUAGUGUUUUUAGGGUGGGUUUAGUUGUCCGCGAUUCAGACUUGGACUUUCCGAUAUGAAUCUCGUUUAAAUUUUUCGUUGCAAUCGCAUCAAGUAUUGUUACAGCUCCUGCGUAUUGAUCCGAACAGAGGUCAAGUAAAUACUUGAUUUCAGUUUCGGGAAAUUUCUCGAUAGUGAGUAUGAAGCGUAAAAGUGUAACUUUUCACUUGUGAAAUUGGCAGGGGAAAUCAACUAUCACAUACUAGCCGUUCUGCAUUCUUUUGCGAGAAUAAAUCCUUAAUAGUUCGGGAAAACCAAUUAUUUUAGUUUGC
Messenger RNA from Hyalella azteca, 3764 nucleotides. RefSeq names its product sodium- and chloride-dependent glycine transporter 2. The record is from RefSeq and is a predicted model, not a curated record. Gene Ontology annotation, cellular component: membrane. NCBI's taxonomy places the organism in Eukaryota, Metazoa, Arthropoda, Malacostraca, Amphipoda, Hyalellidae. Bases 51 to 1955 code for a protein of 634 amino acids. Gene Ontology annotation, biological process: sodium ion transmembrane transport. The transcript is spliced from 14 exons.